Ceraceosorus guamensis is the source of this 5023-nucleotide messenger RNA. RefSeq lists its product as hypothetical. The transcript is spliced from 3 exons. Bases 247 to 4545 code for a protein of 1432 amino acids. Gene Ontology annotation, biological process: regulation of transcription by RNA polymerase II. Lineage: Eukaryota; Fungi; Basidiomycota; Exobasidiomycetes; Ceraceosorales; Ceraceosoraceae. Gene Ontology annotation, cellular component: piccolo histone acetyltransferase complex. The record is from RefSeq and is a predicted model, not a curated record.
CAGGAGCGUGAGGUGAAGCGACACCCCCCAAAGCAGCGUUUUUUGCCAUUCCCCUCCCAAGAUCCCCUCCAAUUUUCACCAUUUGCCACGCCAAAGCAUAUCUCCACAAGAGGACCUUAUGACGAGAGCAAGCAACGACGAUAGCCUACCCCACUUCGCCACCGCUGCCGUCGUUGGGGCCUUGACAGCGACUCAUCGCUACGUGACGUCCAAGGCAACGUCACGUCGUCAAAGUUCCUCUUGGCUAUGGCGUCGCGAAGGAAUCGCCUGCUCAAGCUUAACCUCAAGAGCCGCUUGUGCGUCCAAAAAGGUUCUCUAGGCACUGAGCAAGCCGCUUCCGCUGCAGUCGCCCUCAGUGGCUCCAAUGGCGGCGAGCCUGAGUUUGAAGGCCACGACGACCGCGACAAGCAUCUCGGCGUGGAUGCCAACGAAGUCACUGAACAUCAUCUUCAAGCUGCUUUAUCCUCGACGCAGCUCGCCAAUGACUCUGCCAAUGGUGAAAGCAGCAAGAAGUCUUAUCACAUUCCCACCCCCAAAACCAAGGCAAUACUAUCACCAGCCGAGUAUUCCGCUCUGUAUCCCUCGGGUGCCUACUCAGACCCUAUCACGUACGUUCGCUUCUCCGACACUGUCGAAGACUCGACUCGGGGGCCUUCGUACUGCUUAGACGAAGAAGACAAUGAGUGGCUCGAGAAUCACAACAAAGCAGCGGCCGAAGCGGCAGCCCUCAAGCUUCGCGACACCAAAGCCUUGAAGCAGAGCGCAAAUGGCACGACGACGGGCAAAGGCAAAGAGCGCAGUCGUGAAGAUGCAGCUUUUGCACUCAUUCGAGGUGAUGGCAAGCUGCGCGUCAUCACGCCUGACGAGUUUGAAAUGGUCAUCACAGUGUUCGAAGCUUAUACUUCGGAGAGGGUGCCAUUCGUUCAUCUCAAUCUCAACACUCUACCGUCUUUGCAAGAUAUGCAAACUUGGUUCGACUCUACUUCCAGCGUGGCGAAGCUCGCGUUGCCAGAGCUGUCUGACUUGCCCUGGGAGCAGCAGCAGCGCCGAGCAUCGAGCUCAGCAUCCGUUGCCAACCAGACGCAGAGAGAGAAGACUCUGUGGUCACCCAACAACCCAUACCGCAACCUUGCUGAUCUCAAACCCCUCGCUGUAGUCAUCUAUGCCUGGUGGAAGCAGCGUCGCGAACACCGGGAAGGAAAAUCCAUCGCACCCGUGCUCAAUUUUGACGAAAGUAACGAGAAUGAUCCAUACGUCUGCUUCCGCAGAAGGGACGUCAAAAUCCCGAGGAAGACCAGAAAGACAGAUGCCCUGCACUUGGAGAGACUCUUGCGCCUUCGUAUCGAACUGGAGAGCGCAACUCAGCUGCUGUCGCUGGUUGCUCAGAGGGAGAAAACCAAACGUGCCAGUCUGGCCCAGGACCGGGCUUGUUGGGAUGCUUCGCGCGACUUACUCGAAGUCAAACGGACCUGGAACCUCACUGGUCCACAAGGCGGUGCUGAAGAUGAAGAACUCAUCGUCGGCGAACGGCGCGAGGACACAGCCCACGGCGUCGCAGGUGCCGCAUCUGCCUCUUCUGCGCGAAAGAAGCGCAAAGCGGAGCAAGUUCCCACAGAAGGUUCUGUUGGUACAAUACGAAUCCCGAAUCGCAGGCCUAGGCCAAGCGAAGAUGGUACGUCGGUCACUUCUGGCGGGGGCGCUUCAGGCUCAGCUGCACCCGCACCUGCCCCGGGCCUUGGCUCGGCGAUCUUGGAGCGUGUGCAGGCUGUGCAAGCAUACAUCGAGAGAGAGUGCCUGCGCAAAAGCGAAGCCGAUCUUGGCUGGGAAGAAGGAACAGAUGCUGCUUUCCAACCCGUUCCAGCGCCUUCAAGUCUCAGAGCGUUUCGGCCCAUUCAAGCAGACACUGGGCACGAUCACUCCGCGCAGCAGCAGAAUUUUUUUCAGCAACACAAUUUUCUCUCUCCCUUUCAUCAGGCGCCCUCUCCUUCCGGUCCCGCAGAAUUGGCAGCGUCAGACGCUGCCGGCUCGCCCAGAGCAGGGAGGCCGCCCUCGUUUCGAAGACGAGUGGGUCGUGGAGGCCGAACCUUUCUGGAUCGGCGACUUCCUACAUCGAGUGCUGUCCCCGCCAGUCUACGCAAUUGGCCGAGCAAUAGCGAGACUUCCUCGCCGGCGCAAUUCGAAUCUGCACGGUCGCAGCAGAGGUUGCUAGGAGCUUCUCCGACCCAGACGCGCCAAACCGCUGUCGGCACUACAGCUUCCAAUCCCCGAAAGGCUGUGACGUCAGGAGCCGAGCGCCUCUCGGGACCAUUCGCAUUUGCCCCGGCUGUGCGACCCGUGCUCCUUUCCAGUCAGGACCACGCGGCGACGCGUGCCACAGGUCCAUUUGCGCAAGCUGCAGCUGUACCCAGCUCGCAGCAUUCCGACGCUUCCAGCACUGCAUCUCACUCGUCAUCGAGCGCAAAGUCGCAUGGAGAAGUAAGCACCCAAGCGACCGAGGUGGAGGAAUUCGAUCUCGACGAUCUUAGCAAGGAAGCGGAUGGCAAGGACGUUGCGGGAGAGGCCGAAACUGAUGACGACGAUGACCAUUCGGCUUCCGAUGACCACCAUGCUGCAGACCGGUGGACGCGUGCUCUGGAGCGUUGGCGCUACGACGACGAGGCUGGGAGGUGGGCCGGAGUGGGACUGGCAGGCUUGGGAGGCAUGGAAGAUGACGACGAGGCUGUUCUGGACGACUUCGACCAACGCUUCGUCCGCUUCCGCAUGAGUUUGCUGGAGGAAGCGGACCUACUCAAGUUGUCCACGGACCUGAACAACAUCAUGCAAGCACAAGCGGCUGCAACUACCUCGCCGCCUCCUCUGCUGGGCAUGGCGAUCCCGACACCCGCACCGCGGCAUACGGAACAACAAGCUCUUUCGGCGAGUUCUGCUCAGCAACACCCCUUUCAAACGGCUCAGGCUCAGAUUGUGCCGCAGCAGCAGCCGCAGCAGCAGCAGGUCCCAAUGCCACACGCUUCUGUCAACGCCGCUGCCAGUCAGGUCGCCCAGAAUGUAACAAGCGUUCCAAACUCCAUCCCUGGUCAGCCCAUGCAGAUGAAUGCGCAAGUGCAACAACAACUACAGGCAAACAUUCAGCAGCACUUGCAGAUGCAGCAGAUGCAACAAUUGCAACAGCAACAGCAACAUGCUCAACAGUUGAAUGCAGCGUCCGCUCAACGUAUUCAUCCUGACGUUGCUGGACCGCUCGCCGCUCUUUCCGCUCAGCAGGCGUAUCAACAAGCCGCAGUGCAACGUGCCUUUGAGCAGCGCGCUUUGGAGUCUCAAAGAGCCGCUGCCGCUGCUGCCGCGGGCAUGGGCCUGCCAAUAGUUCAGCAGGGGUCACAGAUGGCACGACAGAGGACGGGCGCAAAUGGCUCCGCUCAACCUCACCCCUUGUCGCAGUCCUUCAGCAAUGCGAGUCCGCAGUCAUCCUUGGAGGGCUCACCUCAGGUACCUCAGCAAGGUGUUCAGCAGUUCCAAAUGGGCGCUGCACCAAUGCAGACGCAACAAGCCGGCCAGCAGCAUGGUGCCAUGCCUCAGCGCGCAGCUCAGAGUUUUGCACAAGGUGGCGGCAAUGCAGGCAUGCCAAGCUCGCCGUUCAUGAUGAAUGGUGGCUUCAGCGAAGCGCAAAUACAAGCACACCUCACCGCGGUACAAAAUCAAAACCGGCAUCAAUCCUCUUCCCCUGUCCCAAUGUCAGGGUCGAACAAGCAGUCCCCGCAGACGGCAGCGAAUGCUGUCUUUCAGAAUCCCAGCCAGGGUGUGACGGCUCAGCAGCAGCUGCAGCAGCUACAACAGCUACAACAGCUACAGCAGCAGCUGCGCCUGCAGCAGCAGCAGCAGCAACAUCACCAGCAACCCCAGCAGCAGCAGCAACAUCAGCUCCAACAAUCCGCCGUCAACAAUGCGAACAUGCAGCAGUACAAUCCUGCGACGAUCGCGGCGCUGCAGCACGCGGCAGCUACUCAAGCUCAGCUGCACGCCAACAACCUGGGCAACGGAAUUGGACUCACGCCUCAGCAAAUGCAGCAGCAGCAGCAACAGAUCUUAGCAAUGAAAGCCGCUCUGGCUCAGAGCGGCAACAUGCAGCUCAAAUUGCCGCAGGGUCGCAUGCAGCCGCCGCACAUUUCCAAUGGCGGACUCUCACCUUCGCGACAGGGAGGCAAGACACAGCCAGGACAGAUGCCGCAAGCGCCACAGCAGCAAUUUCAACGUUCUUCAUCACAGUCGUCGGGCGCUGGUGGACCAGGUCAGCAGAACGGCAGCCAGCGAGGCAGUCCUGCCUUGAGCCAUCAUGGUUCGCCCCAGCAGCACCAUGCUGCUGCUGUCGCUGCAGCUCAACACCAAGGAUCGCCUAUCUCACGACCUGGCAGCGCUCAAUCGCUGAUGCCGCAGAUGCAGCAGCAACAGCCACAAGCGCAGCAGCAGCAGCAGCAUGCAAUGGGGCAGAUGGCCGUUGGUGCGGGCUCGCCCGGUCAAGCCACGCCCUUCACGGCGUAUGGUCCCUGAAAAAAAACUCGCUUGUGGGUCAUGUGCGAUUAGGACGCUCAAAAGUCACACCUCGCAGUCUGCGUGCACGUCUCCUUCGGACUUUGAAACCACCACUCGGCUAGUCUAAAACUUGUACUUCUAUGCGCACACUGUGCGAUGUACCACUCUCGAGGAUUCUCUGGUUAUCUCAGUAACUCCGCCCACUAGCGCCGUAUCUUGAUACUCGUCCACGACUAUUCUUACACUGCUAUCCUCUUACCCCUUACCGCUUCUCUUUGUUUCUCUUUCCCUCUUUCCCUUCUUGACUUUCUCGUGUGGCGUCUUGAUGGCCGUUCGAGGCUUGUUGGUGCAGGGCUCCCACGAUGCUGUGGGAAAUGUGAUGAUCUUCAAAGCUGCCCCAAGAAGGGGCAGCUUGUUCCGUCCUCUCGAAUUUUGUACGCGCGACGGACUGCAGGCGAAAGUGUUGUGUGUCUUGAAGAGGUGUUGGCGCCCCCGU